This is a messenger RNA of Scleropages formosus (Asian bonytongue), 1998 nucleotides long. It is a transcript of the gene trmt61b, whose product is annotated as tRNA methyltransferase 61B. The transcript has 7 exons. Gene Ontology annotation, molecular function: tRNA (adenine(58)-N1)-methyltransferase activity. Lineage: Eukaryota; Metazoa; Chordata; Actinopteri; Osteoglossiformes; Osteoglossidae. The record is from RefSeq and is a predicted model, not a curated record. The coding region runs from base 528 to 1931 and encodes 467 amino acids. Gene Ontology annotation, cellular component: mitochondrion; tRNA (m1A) methyltransferase complex. Gene Ontology annotation, biological process: tRNA methylation.
AACUAUAUAUGUUAAUGUGAGUUGAAAUAAUUAGUGUCGUCAGGAUAGCUGGCUAAUUGUGGCUGGAGCCUUGGCGCUGAACACAAAAUAUAGCCCGAAUUAAUUUAUCCAGACAAUUAAAGUAAAUUCUUGAGUCUUUAUUACUCUCAUUCUAAUAAUAACAACCUGAACGUUUUAAUGUGGUUCUCUAAGACGGACCAGCGUAUAAGGCCACGUUAAAUGUACAGUAAGCGCCACCUGUAUGGAAAAAUUGUAGUCAGCCGAGUCGCGUCGCAUAAUGAUGACGUUACAGAAAACUGCGUGUUCCCCGGCAGAGUCGCAGAUAGAAUUCACGGGAGGCCCCUCUGUCUCCUGCAUGGCUCGGAUGAAGCUCACGCUUUUGGGUGUGUUCUAGCCCUAAGAACCGUUUUAUACAGCUCUUGGUCUGCAAAUAUAAGUAUUAAACAGCAAAUGUGUGUUUUUAUUUAAAUAAUGUAAUUGUGAACUGGAGAGUCCUCUUCUGAAAUACGGUGUUUGUAUUCGUGCGGAUGGAAAUGCCUCUGGCUCGUCUCUGCGGGACUCUUGGCCGAGUGUGCGGUGCCUGUACGCGGCAGAGGAAGUGCCAGGUACCGUGUGUGCGAACAUGGAGUUUGAGGACCUUGAGUACAGGGGAUAAGGAUCACGGUGGAAAUGGGACUUCCAAGGAGACUUCAGAAUCCCCGUUCACAGGUCCGCAGCAUCCGCCCGGAGGACACGCGCCAGUGAGACUGGGCUCCAAGCGGCGUCCCCUGUCUCCCCUCGAGAGAAUUAGCCGUCUUCUACCACAGGAAGCCUUGAGCCAGGAGGUGUGGGAUUUGAGAGACGCCACAGCUAAGGGUCUGGAGAAUGGUCAGGAGGAGAGGAGAAGUCUGAAAUCACCACCGCCAAUAGAGCAGGGAUAUGUUGAAGGUGGACCUUCUCCGACUGUUUCCGGGGAGAAGCCCCUUGGUGUCGGUGAGCUAGUUUUGGCUGAGUACCAUGGGAGGUUCAGGCAGGAGUUCCGGAAGAUGUUCCAGCUCCAGGAGAAGGGGUGCCUGCAGAGCCCGUGGGGGUUUCUUACCCACAGGGCUAUCAUGGGGCAUAUUUCCGGCACUGUCAUGCGAUUUUCUGGUGGAGCCCCUGUCCUCGUGAGACGCCCUAGCCUCGAGGAGUACGUCCUUUUGAUGAGGAGAGCGCCUACCAUUGCCUACCCUAAGGAUGCCAGUGCCAUUCUGAUGAUGAUGGAUGUCACUGAGGGGGACAGUGUGCUGGAGUCGGGGUCUGGCUCAGGGGCCAUGGCCCUCUUCCUGUCUCGAGCAGUGGGCUCCAAGGGGACCGUGCUCAGCGUGGAGCUCAGGAAGGAUCACCAACUACGGGCUGUGCGCAACUACCAGAAUUGGCGCAAAGCGUGGAGCCUGCACCGCGGGGAGGAGUGGCCUGACAAUGUCCAUUUCCACAAUGCUGAUCUGCGGGCUGCAACAACCCUUCUCUCGGGACGGAGCUUCAACUCUGUUGCUCUGGACAUGUUGAACCCACAGCUCGUGUUGCCCACAGUGUUUCCACACCUGCACACUGGGGGUGUGUGCACUGUUUAUCAGGCCAAUUUGACGCAAGUUAUAGAUCUGCUGGAGGGGGUCCGAGUCUCCAGGCUCCCCAUCCACUGUGAACGCAUCAUCGAGGUGCAGCACAAGGACUGGCUGGUGACCCUAGCCAUCAAGAAAGAUGGGAAUUCCUCUGCCAGAGUGGCGCCACACACACAAAAUGAUGACAAUGAAGAGGGGAAGGAAUGCCAGUCUCAGGAUGAGGAAAUGGAAAACUUGGCUGAGCCAGCCCAUGCCCCAUUUGGCACUCUCCCCUACAUAGCCCGACCUCAUCAUCAUCAGACUUCCCACACCGCUUUCUUGGUGAAACUGCGGAAAGUGGUACCCCAGUGACCUACCAAAGGCCUUGAUACCGGACAUUUUUGAGGAGUUCUAUACUGUAUUUGGGAAUUUCAUUUUC